Vitis riparia (riverbank grape) is the source of this 1210-nucleotide messenger RNA. RefSeq lists its product as uncharacterized. The record is from RefSeq and is a predicted model, not a curated record. Lineage: Eukaryota; Viridiplantae; Streptophyta; Magnoliopsida; Vitales; Vitaceae. Bases 204 to 1007 code for a protein of 267 amino acids. The transcript is spliced from 2 exons.
CACCUGUGAGGUAACGUUUAGAGCAAGAAAGACAGCACCUCUCGCCGCUUUCAUAACCUCUGUUUUAGAUUUUCUCUUUUCUCUUCGUCUGUUCAAAUUUUUGUGUUUGGAUACGUGGGUUUUGGGUGGGUCGUUUGGCGUUUGGAUUUCAGAGCCUGAAACUCUCGCGUUUGUAGGUUGUGGAACAUAGAUCAAGGAGAAACAUGGAAGAUGUCCUAACAGAAAUUCCCCCACCUUCAAGGUUUUUUAAAGAAGAUCUCAACAACUUUACUCCUCCAUCACCUCCUCUUCCAUCUCCAUUCCUCUUAUUUUCUAGUCUGGACAAGCCCCUUCGUUCCUCCCUUCUCAUCAUUGCCAUAUCUUCUCCUUCUCUCUCUGUGUUCCACCAUGUUGCCACAAAAACCCUAAUUGGGACUCUCAUUCUCCCUGAGAUUCCCUUAUCUGGAAACUCUUUUGAACCAUCUCUCAGAGACAAAUCCUGCAAUAUAUAUGCCCUUAAUGAUGCUGAUAAUUCAGUUCUCCUUGUCUCUGUUCAAUACUCUGUCAGUGCAGAGCGAUCUCAUGCUAUUGCAAAGUUGCUGAUUGGUGAGCAGAUUAUUCCUGAGAGGGUUUUGAUCAUGGAUUCAGUUCAAAGCCGGAACUUCCGUGGUAAGCUCUCGCCAGAUGAGACAUUUGCCUUCAAGCUGGAGACAUCAUCAGAAAGAAAAGAGCACAGUGAUGGUUCCAGCAGUUCACCACUGUUGAAGGGUUUGGACUAUUUCCCAUCAGGAAGCAUGGUAGAUGGCUUGGCUGCUGCUCUGCUCAGUCGAUGCCAGAUGAGGAACAUCAAAGGAACUCUAUGCGUUUCAUGGCCAGAGUUUGGUGGUUCUGGGGUGUCACUGGUUAAAUCUAUAAUAAAGGAGGUCUUGCCUAGCUUGGAAUUUAGUGUAAACAGUGAUAGGGAGGAUGAAUACUCUAAGUUGGACCAGAUCAAGGAUCAUCCUUUUGACUCUGAAUUGUAUACCUGAUGAACUGCUUUCAAGGUUCAAACUUUCUCACUUCAAAGAUUUUCUUCUUUCUCCUUAUUUUUUAGUUUUGAUUUUGUUCUUUAUUUUAUAAAUUUUCUAAUGAGGUUGUGACCAAGGAUGUUUCUGGGUCUGUCUAUUGUUUGUGUCAAGGAUGUAGAAUUUUUUUAAGAGAGAUUGAAAAUUGCAUGUUUCUGGUAGUUCUA